UUGAGCGGACAGUGCGAAAUUUGCAUCUACAGAAGAUUGUUUAGUCAGUAUGCUGCUCAAAUUGGUUGUUUUGAAUUUUUUGUUAUUUUUAACUUCUCUACAAUUUUGCGAAAGUGGAAAUAUGCCUGACGAUGACUCGGAAACCAAUCCACUGUCAAUCACCUGCAUGAAAUGUAUUUGCAAGGUGAUGGGCUGCAUAAAGGACGAAGGGUGCGUAAACAACGUGUGCGGCGUGAUGCACAUCACGCAGGGCUACUGGGAGGCGGCCCACGACAAGGAGAGCGACCCAGCUAAUCUUGAAGCGUUCCAGAAAUGCAGUAACAACGUAUGGUGCGCGACUCGCACGGUGCAGAGAUUUAUGAAACGACGUUUGCCGGCCUGCGAAGCAAAACGACCCGACCGCCAGCGCUGCGAGAAUGCUCUGGCCCUACACAAGUUCGGGUCGAGCCGUUGCGACCGCAACCUGACCGCCAACACCGAACGCAAGUUCCUCGGCUGCCUGGCCGAUAAGGUGUGGAAGUGGCUGGAGGACGACUUGACUGACUAGGACUUCAAUAUAGCAUUGUUGACCUUGGGUGGUAGGUUGAGGAUGAAUCGCUUAAUUUUCUCUCCUUUCUAAGAUCCUGAUAUUGUGAAAUGUUUAGUAAUGAAAUCAGUUUUUAUCAGAAAUUAGUUAACACUAUCCAGUUGGAUAUGAAAGAGUGUCAGCUAUGCUGGCGAAACUCAACUAUUUUUUUACCUUAACUCUAUAACAGCAACCCGCAUAAGCACCAUUUUCUAACAAAAUACUUUAAAGCAGAAUGUCUGUAUUCAAAAGACGUAACAUUGUUAUCACACAGAAAAAGUUGUAACAUUCCUUUCAUAAUACAAACACUAUUCAAUAUUUUCAAAGCUUUUCAAUAUUGAAACUCUGUAAGUCCUCUCAAGCAAAUCAAAGAAAUAAAUAAACUACAAAGCAAGA
Ostrinia furnacalis (Asian corn borer) is the source of this 961-nucleotide messenger RNA. RefSeq lists its product as uncharacterized. Bases 50 to 547 code for a protein of 165 amino acids. The record is from RefSeq and is a predicted model, not a curated record. Gene Ontology annotation, molecular function: lysozyme activity. The transcript is spliced from 5 exons. Lineage: Eukaryota; Metazoa; Arthropoda; Insecta; Lepidoptera; Crambidae.